AUGGUCUCUUUCUUUUCGUUCCCUUUCUUUCUUUUCAUUCAUUCAUUUUAUAAUUUGAUUUUUGUCAUUCGAUCCUUGAUCUAUUCUUUCUUAAUUCUCUUUCUUUUUUCUUUUUUUUUUCUUUCUGUUUCUUUCUUAAUUCUAUUUCUUUCCUUCUUAAUUCUCUUUCUUUCACAAAUCUAUUUCUUUCUUUCUUCAAUCUUUUUCUUUCUUUCUGUCUUAAUUCCCUUUCUUUCUUUCUUUCUUUCUUUCUUUCUUUCUUUCUUUCUUUCUUUCUUUCUUUCUUAUUCUGUUUCUUUCUUUUCUUUCUUUCUUUCUUUCUUUCUUUCUUUCUUUCUUUUCUUUCUUAUUCUGUUUCUUUCUUUCUUUCUUUCUUUCUUAAUUCUGUUUCUUUCUUUCUUUCUUUCUUUCUUUCUUUCUUUCUUAGUUCUGUUUCUUUCUUUCUUUCUUUCUUUCUUAAUUCUGUUUCUUUCUUUCUUUCUUUCUUUCUUUCUUUCUUUUUUUCUUUCUUUCUUUCUUAAUUAUGUUUCUUUCUUUCUUAAUUCUCUUUCUUUCACAUAUCUGUUUCUUUCUUUCUUAAAUCUUUUUCUUUCUUUCUUUCUUUCUUUCUUUCUUUCUUUCUUUCUUUUAUUUUAUUAUCUUUUUUUUUUCGUCAUUCUUUGCUUUUUCAUUCGGUGUGUUUUAUUCCCCCGGAGGUUUUCUCUUCCCCAUGGGUCACUUCAUCAACCCCGUUGUUUUUCCACUCUCUUCUUUUCAGUCUAA
This is a messenger RNA of Acanthosepion pharaonis, 762 nucleotides long. NCBI's taxonomy places the organism in Eukaryota, Metazoa, Mollusca, Cephalopoda, Sepiida, Sepiidae. The record is from the annotation of a GenBank genome assembly.